ACUUUACUUUAAGAUUCUUACAUAAGAAGAAAAAGAGGAAUGGAACGUGCAGUGCACAGCUUCCACUACUUGCUACCCCAACGAUUCUCAAUCUUAUAACCACCAUUCUUAUUCUUCAUCUCCCAUUCAUCCAACACAAAACUCAACUGCACAUAUAAUAUUGUAUGUCGCAAAUCUCGAGAUCACCGGCGAUUACAUCCCGGAGAAAAAAACCACCGCAUCCAUCACCGUCGCCUCGUUGUAGUAGAACAAAGAAUAAGCCAAAAUUGGUCAAGAUCUUGAAACGCUGCUCAUCGGCGCCUCUUCUAAUUUCACGAGGAGAUCAUGGAGAUGAAGAUGAUGUUGAUCUCGUUGCUCAAUAUUCUUUCAGGAGCCAUGGAGCAACACUUUCCCGACCGCAAACAUUUUCAAAGGCCUUUCUUUCUUCCCCUUCUCUCUUUCCUUCUUCUCCAAAGGUUUACUCUAACGAGAUGAAGGGAUACGACAAGGAAGCUAAGGUUGUGGUUAAUGUCACAGUUGAAGGAAGUACAGGACCAGUGAGAACCAUGGUUAAACUAGGAUCCACUGUGGAGGAUACAAUAAGACAUGUGGUGGAUAAAUAUAGAGAAGAAGGAAGAAGCCUCAAGAUUGAUUCUAAUGAGCCAUCUUCAUUUCAAUUGCAUCUUUCCUAUUUCAGCCUCCAAGGUUUGGACAAGUCAGAAAUAAUCGGAGAUGUAAAUAGUAGAAAUUUUUAUAUGCGGAAGGGUAAUGGUGAAUCUACAAGCAAUCAUGAUUUAGAAAAACAUAGCUCUGCAAAUCCUUCAAUGUUACUUCCAUCUUUUGUUGCUUUGAAAAUUAACCAAAUUAUAAGAAGAGCUCAUAGGUUUUGGAAGAUUAUGGUGUGCUCGCCAUGACAAGAACAACACUGCUUUGCAGUACCCGUGACAUGGAAAAGCAACAAAAUUUUUAUCUGUUGCCUUUCAAUUAAUUUCCAUUUCAUACUCUACAUGUAUAUAUAACAAUAAAAUAAUGUCAUUUUGAAAAAAAUUCAUAUCAAUAU
Messenger RNA from Vicia villosa (hairy vetch), 1039 nucleotides. RefSeq lists its product as uncharacterized. The transcript has 3 exons. The record is from RefSeq and is a predicted model, not a curated record. Bases 165 to 893 code for a protein of 242 amino acids. Lineage: Eukaryota; Viridiplantae; Streptophyta; Magnoliopsida; Fabales; Fabaceae.